This is a messenger RNA of Trypanosoma grayi, 2803 nucleotides long. RefSeq names its product serine/threonine protein kinase. The transcript has a single exon. The record is from RefSeq and is a predicted model, not a curated record. The annotation marks the transcript as partial. Gene Ontology annotation, molecular function: protein binding. NCBI's taxonomy places the organism in Eukaryota, Euglenozoa, Kinetoplastea, Trypanosomatida, Trypanosomatidae.
AUGACAACGGAGUCCUUGGGAAAUCAAGCAGAAGCAGUAGAAGGGUCGUCGACGGUCCUGGUGUCCCAAGCCCCUGGUGAUGAUUUGACGCAGAAUCCGCUAGGCAACUGUAUACCCAAAACCAACUCCAUUCAUUCCAUGCCAUCAUUUUCGCUAUAUGACGAGAGCCGUGAGAUAGACGCAGUGGAUAGAGAAAGUGAGAAAACAGUGGUCGCAGAGCCGGAGGAUAUCGAACGCCAAGAAGGGCGUGACCGCGGCUUUCUUAUUAGCACAGUGGCUGCUGUGGCGCUUGUUAUAUCUGUCGGCGUGAUUGCAGUGGGUCUUGCUGGCUUCCUUCCAGGGCACCUCAUUGGUUUUAGAUACGUCUCAGGCACCGCGGAGCUUAUCCAGAUGGAGGCUGUGAGGGGUGUUAUAAUUAUUAUGCGGUCAACUAUAUUACAACUCCCCGAUUUUGCUCAUACGGUAACUGCAAACUAUAUGCGAAAUCAGACCUCCGCCUAUACUGUGGAUGCAUUCCCCAAGGACUCCCAAUCUCUCUUGUAUUCACUUUUGAGCGUCCUCUCGACGUUCAGUGAUACAAUUUCCUUCUUUAAAUUUUUGUAUAAGGGAAACCUCUACGGUGUUGCAACAGAACCGCUCUGGGUAAACCAACCAGAACCAGUGGGUCUGCUUGGCGGACACGAGGAUGAAAUUGCCUCUGCUCCUGUGUUGAUGUAUGAUCCGUCAACGUUGGUUACUCUAUCGUCUGAGCCUUUGGGCUACUGGAACAUCUCUUCAGACCUCACUCGACCAAACGGAACGUUUGAGAUGAUUGUGACCCCUUGGGAAGAGAACGGCAGUACGAAACGUUGGCUUCCGGAGGAAAUUACUCGUACAGGCUUGUACUUUAACUUCGUGAUACCAUUCCGUAUUAAUAACGCUUCUGGAAACUGUGAGGUUGGCAUGCGAACCCGUCGUAUUCUACAGGAAUCACAGCCGCUCAUAGCAGCUUUGCGUGAGCAUGGACGUGUGAUGCUCUUUGACGACACACUGGACGUCGUGAUUCUGAACAGUUGGGGAGAAAAUACGACGUGGUGGAUUGGAAACGAGUCCAAAUGGUUGAACUUUGACUACCUAAGACUUGGGGAUAUAAAGGAUCCCCUUGCAGCUGACCUUGUACAUCAUAUCAAAUCCAAUAAAGAUAGGCUCGAUGACCUCAUAAACACCACAGCCGAAAUGAGUUUCCCAUUCGAAAAAAGUAACGUGAGGGCCAGUGUUGCCCGCGUCACUGAUAAAAAUGGUUUGAAUAUCAUGUUGUCAGUGGCCGUUCUGCGUUCAGAUUUCUUUUCGGGAAUUGUUCGAGCACGUGCCAUUGUACUCAUUGUGGUAGUUGGAAUUGUUGUUUUCUCAGCCAUCAUCGCCUUCAUAGGGUCCUGUUACCUGGCGAGACCCUUGACGCAUCUCGUCACAGCGCUAAAACGUGCGUCUAAUUUGGAAUUGUCAACGGACGACGGCAAAAUGAUGAGUCGAUCACGAAUAUUGGAGGUUGAAGAGAUACAGGCAGACUAUGUGAAACUUCUACGUCAGCUGCGGGUUCUUCGGAAGUUCGUACCCGAAGCCAUACUGGCCCUCGUUGAUUCCGCUUCCGAAGGGACGUCAAACACUUCUGUGGCGAUUGGUGAGAAUUUAACCGAUCCCGCAGAAUUGCUUCUCAACAACGACAGGACCUCUCCGCAGAAUAUGGGAAAUGCCAUCAAUAUAAAGCGCGAUGUCAGACUUAACAGUGGCAUCUUCAGGGAACAACUCAACAUGUUUACCCCCAAGCACUGCAGCGUCGUGGCCAUUGAGAUUCAUGCACCACAGCUCAGCGACGAUUCAAGGUAUAUGAGCAUAUUGGCUGCUACUGCUACUGAGCAAUCUGGCUGCAUUGAGUUACUUGGACCGGAAAAGAGUAUUGUGAGUUUCGGCGCACACGCAACCCUUCCGAUGCAUUCGACUAAAGGCUGCCGCUUUGCAUUUGAUCUUUUGGCCAAACUCACUCCAAAAGAGCAAGAAUAUGUUACUAUUCUGGUGGAGUCCAAUGAAUUUUUGGUGGGGACGUGCGGCGCUCUUGGACGAAAUGCGCGUGUUCUAUUUGGCACCGAAUAUCUAUUCGAACUAACGAAGGCUAUGAGUGGGACACAUUGUCACAUCGCGGCUACUUCUGGCAUAGCUUCCAACCUCCAAGUCUUUCAAGCGUUUCCAGUUGAUUGUGUCCUCAUGCCGUGCUCGACAUUACCAGUUGUGUUGUUUGAGUUGCGAUUACUGAGGAUGCACGGGGAAAAUACACCAGCCGCAGCAAAGCAUUUUCGACUUGGUUUCGCAGCUAUGCGUCAAGGAUGCUACAAGCAAGCUAUGGCGCACUACCAGCGUGUGGGAAAGUCUGACCCUCAGGCCCAACGACUUGUUCGAUUAUGCUCACAGAGGUGUGCUGCAAACGAUUCAAGUAGUUACGUUCGACUAGCAAGAGAACUCUUAGAGGAAAAUUUGCCUGAUGUGAGUGUUGCCGUAGCGGACGAUAAUGUUCCAAAUUUAGGUCCAAUUUCUUCGGAAGAUACCUUACUCGAGAUUCCUACAAAAAAUAACGAGGCUGUGGUAGGAAGGAAACCAAGUUCUCCAUCAAACAUUCUUUCGAUAAGUAGUGGUGCAUUGUUUGAAAUGCUGGAAAUAACCUCUUCCGCAGAGUCAGACCCUCUCCAGCCAUGUGAUGAUGGCUGCACCGGUGCAGAUGAUGUACCCCUAUUUCUGCCGGACAUGAACCAGAGAGUGUGGACCCGUUCCCUGA